AUGAGUAAGAGUGACACUCCAAUGGUGUCUCUACGAUAUUUACAACAACAACAAGAGGCAGAAGCACGUCGAGCCCGAUAUGAAGAAUCACGCCGAUUGGCAAAUGAGAUGUGUGUUCGCCGGGCCCGCACAUACGCCGCCCAAAAAGCCCAACAACAACAAAAAGUCCGCAGUGAUGUAGAGAAACAAUGGGAAUGUGAAGUCCAACAACAAGCCGCCCUCAUUGAUCGUAUCCUAUACGACUGUCAAGCCAAACAAGGUGAAGGUAUGUAUAAGGCAGCGGAAUUAAAACAAAAACAACAACAACUCGCCGCAGAGGAAUUAAACGCAUGGGUUGCAGAGAAUGCAUUGCAGGAUGAAAGACAUCGUCUCGCUAGAGCACAGGAACGCAUCACUCGUGCUCUUCAACAAGAACCACAACGAAGUAUAUUGGAACGAAAGAAGGCCGUUCGACUCGCAGAAGAUAAACGCAGUCGAAGUAAAGCCGCACAAUCACGACCACCUUUACCAUCUUUCGCUACUACUAAUACUACUAAUACUAAUAAUACUAAUAAUAAUAUGAAAACUACACCAUCACCUCUCGCAGGGGCUUUAUCUCAUACUGCCAUUACACAUGGAAACCGUACAAAAACAAAUAUUCAUUCUUCUGCUGCUGUGGUGAUUGUGAGUAAUAAUCGUCCCAGUUCUGUGCAGGGCAAUAAUAAUAAUAAUAAUAAUAAUAAUAAUAACAUGAACAAAGCUUCUUCUUCUUCUGCUGCUGCUGCUGUGGCCGCUGCAGAGUAUAGUAAACAACGACAAGAGGCGAUGGCAGAAGCGCAGGCAAAUGUGGAAGAGGCCCGUCGUAUUGCCGCUGAACGAGCAGCAGCUAUUUUAUUACAACGCGAAGAAGCCGAAAGAGAAGCACGUGAAGAGGCAAAAAGACGAGCAGCGAAUGUAGAGGCAUUACAACAACGUAUUAGUGCUGCAGAGAUACAAGAGAAAGUGAUGCCGACUACAGAACUGCAAGAGGCUCGUCGGGCAGUAGUGUUAAAAACACAAGUGGAGGCAGAGUUUGAGUCUAUCUUUCUACGUGAUACUUUACUCAUACCUGCAGAAGGUGCAGCUACAGGUAUCGUGGAGAGUCAUCAUCAUAAUCAUAAUAAUAAUAAUAAUAAUAAUAAUAAUAUUAACAAAAGUAACGAAAAGGAAGAUACGGAGGACUUGUUGCUAUUCCCAUUGGUAACUGUUGCAUCUCUGUUACCAAAAGAAGGAGAGAUUAUGCUGCAAUUAUCCUCCAAGCCGCUUGGUGUACGUCCUAUUGUGGAUGGAGAUGAUUUAAAUGAAUACAGAGAGGAUGAUAAGGAUGAUACUACUAUUGCUGUGUUAAAUGUUGAGGAUCAUAAUAAGAACCAUGAUGAUCUUUAUUAUCACGUUACUGGGAAUAAUAAUAAUAAUAAUAAUAAUAAUAAUAAUAAUAAUAAUAAUAAUAAUGAGGAUAAUAAUAAUGAUGAUCAUUCGGAUGUGGGGAGUGAUGCCCCAUGCGCAUCAUUGCUUGCACCUGAACCAACGCCUAUAUCAACCAAGAUGGGAAGAAAAACAAUGAAAGAGGAAUAUGAUGAAAAAAGAGAAGAAAAACAACAACAACAUCAUGAAAAGAAAGAGAAGGAAGAGAAGAAGAAGAAGGAGGAGGAAGAAGAACAACAACAACAACAAACAUCAUCAACAAGAACAUCCUCAUCCUCAACAUCAUUACCAUCAACAUCACUUCCAACAACAUCUUCACCACAAGAAAGCAACAGUCGGGAUAAUAGUCGCAACAGGAAUGAACAAGGGAUAUUAGAUGAACAUCAUGAAAAAUUCCUUAGAAAUCUUAAAGCAUUACAAGAAAAACUUUCAAUGGCAGCUGGUAAUGCAGAUAUGAAUAUUACCAAUGAAAGUUCUACACUUCAUGCUAAUGUGAGCCUUAGUUCUAUGAGCUCUAUGAUUACACCUAUGCGGCUUCCAGGAAGGGAAGAAGAGGAAGAAGAAGAAGAAGAAGAGACAACAGGCAGCUCUACAAUAGAUACGAGUGACAAUAGCAAUAUAAAUAACAAUACUAGCAGCAGCAGCAGUGGGUCAUCACUCUCAUCAUUAUAUUCUCGUCCAUAUCCUACGAUGACAGCCGAACAAUUAAAGGCUGCUUUGCAACAAAUGAAGCUGCGCAUGCGGUCAUUUUAG
Messenger RNA from Trypanosoma theileri, 2196 nucleotides. RefSeq lists its product as uncharacterized. The transcript has a single exon. The coding region runs from base 1 to 2196 and encodes 731 amino acids. The record is from RefSeq and is a predicted model, not a curated record. Lineage: Eukaryota; Euglenozoa; Kinetoplastea; Trypanosomatida; Trypanosomatidae.